Tupaia belangeri chinensis (Chinese tree shrew) is the source of this 3937-nucleotide messenger RNA. It is a transcript of the gene CDK19, whose product is annotated as cyclin dependent kinase 19. Bases 189 to 1517 code for a protein of 442 amino acids. Gene Ontology annotation, molecular function: ATP binding; protein serine/threonine kinase activity. The record is from RefSeq and is a predicted model, not a curated record. Lineage: Eukaryota; Metazoa; Chordata; Mammalia; Scandentia; Tupaiidae. Gene Ontology annotation, cellular component: cytosol; nucleus. Gene Ontology annotation, biological process: protein phosphorylation. The transcript is spliced from 14 exons.
UUGUUUGAGUACGAAGGGUGCAAAGUAGGACGCGGCACCUACGGGCACGUCUACAAGGCGAGGCGGAAAGAUGGAUUCCAGGAAGGCUUCGUGUAUGGACCUCAAGCGUUGGAGGUAGCAGACUUUUCAGCAGAAGAAAAGAUGAAAAGGAAUAUGCACUGAAGCAAAUUGAAGGCACAGGAAUAUCCAUGUCGGCUUGUAGAGAGAUUGCACUUUUGCGAGAAUUGAAGCACCCUAAUGUGAUCGCAUUGCAGAAGGUGUUCCUUUCUCACAGUGACAGGAAGGUGUGGCUGCUGUUUGAUUAUGCAGAACACGACUUGUGGCAUAUUAUUAAGUUUCAUCGUGCAUCAAAAGCAAAUAAAAAGCCCAUGCAGUUGCCAAGAUCCAUGGUUAAAUCAUUACUUUACCAGAUUCUUGAUGGUAUCCAUUAUCUCCAUGCAAAUUGGGUGCUUCAUAGAGACCUAAAACCAGCAAAUAUCCUAGUAAUGGGAGAAGGUCCUGAGAGGGGGAGAGUCAAAAUAGCUGACAUGGGUUUCGCCAGAUUAUUCAAUUCUCCUCUAAAGCCACUAGCCGAUUUGGAUCCAGUAGUGGUGACAUUUUGGUAUCGGGCUCCAGAACUUUUGCUUGGUGCGAGGCAUUAUACAAAGGCUAUUGAUAUAUGGGCAAUAGGUUGCAUAUUUGCUGAGUUGUUGACUUCAGAACCUAUUUUUCACUGUCGUCAGGAAGAUAUAAAAACAAGCAAUCCUUUUCAUCACGAUCAACUAGAUCGGAUAUUUAGUGUCAUGGGAUUUCCUGCAGACAAAGACUGGGAAGAUAUUAGGAAGAUGCCAGAAUACCCUACACUUCAAAAAGACUUUAGAAGAACAACGUACGCCAACAGCAGCCUCAUAAAGUACAUGGAGAAACACAAGGUGAAGCCUGACAGCAAAGUGUUCCUCUUGCUUCAGAAACUUCUCACUAUGGAUCCCACCAAGAGAAUUACCUCAGAGCAGGCUCUGCAGGAUCCCUAUUUUCAGGAGGACCCCCUGCCGACACUAGAUGUGUUUGCCGGCUGCCAGAUUCCAUACCCCAAACGUGAAUUCCUUAAUGAAGACGAACCUGAAGAGAAAGGUGACAAGAAUCAGCAGCAGCAGCAGAACCAGCAUCAGCAGCCCACUGCUCCUCCACAACAAGCGGCAGCCCCACCACAGGCACCCCCCGCACAGCAGAACAGCACGCAGACGAAUGGGACCACAGGAGGGGCCACAGCCGGGGUCGGGGGCACCGGAGCAGGGCUGCAGCACAGCCAGGACUCGGGCCUGAAUCAGGUGCCUCCAAGCAAGAAGCCACGGCUUGGGCCUUCAGGCACUAACUCGGGCGGACCUGUUAUGCCAUCGGAUUAUCAGCACUCCAGUUCUCGCCUGAAUUACCAAAGCAGUGUUCAGGGAUCCUCUCAGUCCCAGAGCACACUCAGCUACUCCUCCUCGUCUCAGCAGAGUGCACAGUACCACCCGUCUCACCAGGCUCACCGGUACUGACCAGCUGCCCUGUCUCGGCCCAGGCCAGCCCAGAGCACAGACUCCAGCAAUAUCAUGUCUGCAUUGAAAAGAACCAAAAAAAAAAAAAAAAGAAAGAAAAAAGAAAAGAAAAAGCAAACUAUGAUGCCAUUUCCAAAUCAUAUACUUGGGAGGAAAACUUUAUGUAGUAAGUGUUUUGCAAGACUGACGUCUCUUCUUUAUGGUCUUCAAGAGGAUUCUUGUGAAGUUUCCCCAACACCCCUUCCCCGCAUGUGUUUCAUCGUGACUUCUCUGAUAAAGCAUCUGAUUUAAGCCCAGCACUUCUGUAACCUUCAGCAUUUUUUGGAAGGACUUCCUGGUGCACCUUUCUCAAGCUGUAGCAAUCACUCUGAUUUAUCUUUUCAAAGCUCUUUGAAUAGGAUCUUAGUGUUUUAGAAACAGGAUUCCAGUGGUAUAUAGUUUUAUACUUCAUGAACUAAUUUAACAACACAGGUUAAAAAGAAAUGCACCUUGUAAAGCACUACGUUGUUUUCACGGACUGUAACUGUUUUGCUCAUAGAAGUCUUAAAUAGGAACUGUUACUGUCCCAAAGUACUUCACUGUUGUGAUUUUAUUUAUCUAGUUUCAGGGAAGGUCUGAUAGCAAGACAAGUGACGGGACAGAGGGAACCUACAACCAAAAACAGCCUAGAUCUUUGCAGCUACUAUGCUUUAUGCCGUGAAGAACUGAAGUAUGUGGUCACUCUUAGGUAUUCAUUCACACGGAACUUAGUUCCCCAAAUCAUCUUGUUCUAAAUAGCAUUCAGGAAUGAAGAAUUACAUUUUAACCUUCAUGUGGCUACAUCUACCUUAAAAAGGGUUUUAAGAGCUUUGAUGAAAUACAGUCCUGUGGUGAGCCACGCCAGGAAGCUGAAGAGAAUAUUAACUGCACUAGGACUUUUUUUUAAGGAGUAAUGUUGAUCAAAGGAUGUGUUACCUCCCUUUGAAGGAAAAGCUUUUAGUGUAUAUUGUACAUAAAGCUGGCUUCUCUAAAGAACUGUCGCUUUCUUCACGUCUGGGUUUGUGCGAGUAACUUUCUUACACAAUCAAGGGUACUCAAAUAGAAGCCUGCAAAUUAAUCUGCUUUUAAAUGAAAGAGCAAUGUUCUCCAUUCAUGUUUGCAUUAGACAUAGAGUGACUAUUUUUAAAGCAUGUUACAGAUUUAGGUUUAUUCAUGUUUAAAGUGUGUAUUAUGUAUACAUAAUUUUGCUGUUGUUACUGAGACUUAAUUCUAUCAAAAAUCUUUUCAUUGCACUGAAUGCUUUUUUUUGCCCCUAGGAGAAAACUUAAUAAUUGUGCCUAAAAACUAUGGGCAGAUACUUUAUGACUAUACUAGAAAAGAUGAAUAUUUGUAUUUUCAUCAUCUAUGAAUUAGAGGCUGAGUUCUCUCUUAGCCACUUGAAGGAGCCCCUCACUCCCUAGAGUUCAAAAGGAAAUGUAAAGACUUAGAGCUCCCAUUGGAAUGUAAGGGGCAAAACAUUUGUGUUUUUCUGAAUGCUACUAGCGACACCAGCCUUGUUUUACACGUUUUCUUGAGCUAAAAGAAAAAGCUGAUUGUUGUAUAUGCAUUUUUUAAAAAACCUAUUCUUUGUGAACUUAUCUACCUGGUUAUGAUACUCUGGGUCCAUACACAACUAAAAUACGAUUUUAGACAGAAGCCAAUAUACAUUUUGCACUAUUGAUGUGAUACAGUAGCCAGCCAAGACCUUACUGAUCUCAGCAUAAUAAUGCUUAUUAAUAAUAAUAAAAACUGUAUAGAGACACUCAUGAAGACUUAAGAUGAAACAGUUGACAUGCUCCAUUGGAAGGAAUUUCUGAUUGUCUUCUUGUUUUCCCCCUUCCAUUUUUUAAAAUGAGAAAUUAACAGCCCUCUGCCUAAUGUCGCUACCUAUAUACAGUCUGUCCUGUGCCCGAAAGCCUCAGUGUCUGGAGCUGUUCGUCUUCAGAUACCCACUGUACCCUCCCCCAUGUAACAGGGGCUUCUCUGGGUGGAAAACAAAGGACAGAGCAUACUUGCUGUCCUUAAGGAGAUUAUGGUCGAUUAGGGGAAGCUCUCUUAGGGUGUCUGUGCUGUGUGAUUGACUGACAGGUGAAGCCAUCUAAUGAUAUGAAGGUCUUUAGUUUACUUCUGAGCCCACUCAGAUAGUUCUUAUUCCAGAUUCUGUUCCAUAGUAAACAGUGUUAUGGAAGGGUUUCUGUAUCUGUUCACCUUAGAGAAAGCCAGCGAAUUAGGAAUGUUCACAGCAGCCUUUCUGUAACAGAAGGGUGGCCCUUGUAGGCAGAACACACUCCAUUCUGUAGUAGUGAGAAGCUCCAUUCCUGCCCUCUGGGAGCUUACAUUAAAUAAAAGAAGACAAACUCAAAUAGGAACAUAACCAAAUUACUGUGUCCCUUAAUACAAUA